AUGUGUGUGAACAGUACACGAUGUGGUCAACCAAUAUGCUAUCCAUUAACUAUAGCAAACAAACAAAUUUGUCCACCAAAGACUUCUACAACUACAACAUUACGAACAACAACUACAAUACGUACAAUAAGCACAACUAAAUCUGUAACAAGGACUAUAGCAACAGCUCAAAAGACGACGACUACCACUAAAAUAUCGGCAACAACAUCAACAUCAUCCGAUUGGUUUUCUACUGGCAAUAUGAUUAAUGCACGAGACUAUCACACAGCACCUGUAUUAUCAAAUGGAAAAGUAUUAGUUAUUGGUGGUACACCCAAUGAUUAUAGUUCUUUGAAUAGUGCUGAGCUAUAUGAUCUAUCAACAAGUACUUGGACAAUUACUAGUAACAUGAUUAAUGCACGAGAAGUUCACACAGCAUCUGUAUUAUCAAAUGGAAAAGUGUUAAUUACUGGUGGACGCAUUGAUAAUUUGAAUUAUUUAAACAGUGCAGAAUUAUAUUAA
Messenger RNA from Adineta steineri, 501 nucleotides. NCBI's taxonomy places the organism in Eukaryota, Metazoa, Rotifera, Eurotatoria, Adinetida, Adinetidae. The record is from the annotation of a GenBank genome assembly.